This is a messenger RNA of Theobroma umbraticum, 918 nucleotides long. RefSeq names its product putative transcriptional regulator RABBIT EARS. The record is from RefSeq and is a predicted model, not a curated record. NCBI's taxonomy places the organism in Eukaryota, Viridiplantae, Streptophyta, Magnoliopsida, Malvales, Malvaceae.
AUGGAGCAAGCACGGUACUGGAUGUGGACAAGGAGGAGACAUGGUUUGAGUUCUCAUCUUCAAGCAUCAACAAACGGAGCAUAUGAUGAUUCGUGGGAAGAGCAAGCUUUUGCAGAAGAUGCUGCUGGGUCCCUAGGAGGGUGUAUAUGGCCUCCGAGGUCUUAUUCUUGCAGCUUUUGUGGCAGAGAAUUUAGAUCAGCUCAAGCUCUAGGAGGUCACAUGAAUGUCCACAGGAGGGAUAGAGCUAGGCUAAAACAAUCUCCAAGUCCCCAUGGUGAAACUCUUCAUCAUCAUGAUCAUCGAAAUAGUCAGAGUCACAUUCAAAAUCCCUUUUUACCUAUGGGUUUUCAAUACCAACCUGAUGAGGUUUGUAACUUUGUUUAUAACCCUAACCCUAAUUCUGAUCAUGGUACUCUUCCAUCACCUUCCUCCUCUUCUAGAGUCUCACCUCCACCUACUAAAGAGAACUGUCCUGGAAAAAUCUUAAUUUCUACUUUCUCUUCACCAAUUGUCCAAGAACGCCCCAAGACGAAGUCCCCUGACUCAUCCCCCAAAUCAUGGUCAAACUUGGUUGCAGACAGAUAUUACCAUUUCUCUGAUCUAAGUACUGAAGGAGAGAAGAGUCCAAGAAUCCUAGAAUCCGGAUGUCAGCUUAAAGCUGAUUAUGUCCAAACUGAUAUGUCUGUAAGCUUGAAUUUAGUUGUUCGACGAGCACGCCCUACUACAUCUGGUAGUAGAGAAGAGACUGUUGGUUGCAAGAGAAAGAGAACUGAGACACCAACAUUACCAUUCUUCCUGAAGCCGAUUUCAAUUGAAAGACAUCAUCUCCAACCAGCUGACCUACCUGAGCUUCGCCCUAGCUCAGUGGAUGACAUAGAUCUUGAGCUAAGACUUGGUGUCCGCCCCAAGGUAAAGUAG